GGAGGAAUGGCCAAGAGGCCAUGGAUGGCUCCUAGCCAGGAUGUCUAUGCUCUGCCUCCUGGUCAGAAGCAGCAAUACUUCUGAAUCCCAUUUGCUGGAAACUACUGGAGGGGAGAAUUGCUCUUGUGCUCAAAUCCUGCUCGACAGCUUCCCAAAGGCAUCUGCUUGGCCACUGGACUAGAAAGGGUCAUUCACCUGGUCCAGCAGGCUCUUCUCAUGUGGAAUUAUCUGCUUCAGUGUCCACACUUGGGUAGGAUGUGAUUUUAUGUUGAUCUCCCCCACUAUCAACCCGCAUCAGAUUAUUCAUAGACUGGGGAAACCCCAACUAAUUGGGAGGAAAGUUCAGGUUGUCACUUGGAUGAGGGUGACAUCAUGGGGACAAUGCAAAAGCCCUGAACCCAUGAAGUGCAUUGAAUCCCCUUGGACCUGCACCCCCAGACAGCAAGCAAGCAGCUCCUUCCCUGCCACCACCUCUGGUUGGUCAGUCGCUGUGGCUCCCUGGGCAAGCAGAUGGCCAGCUGUUCUGGAAGGAAAAGCAGAUUUGCUGUAUGAUGAAAUAUGCUGUGUCUCAUUCCGGGCCUUCUUAAAACAACACAAAAUUCAGAGUGGGACAGACUGCAGGAGACAGAAAAGAUGCUGCAGCAGUGUGAAAGAGAGAAGCAGGGACACCCCAAAGCAGGGAGCUUUGGCUGGGGCUUGUGGGUUCCAGGGAGGUGCCUGGUGGGCCUUUGGGGGGGGGAUGCUGCACGCUGGGCCCACCUUGCUGUGAGCCAGCAGGAACCUUCUCAUGGAUCCGGACGUGCCAGGAGAGUCCUGCAUUUUGGAGGCUCUGCGGGUGGCUGCGUGUGCCUGCAUCUGCCUUGGCUUUCCUUCAAGGGCCUCCCACACACCUCCGGUGGUGACCUUUGGGCACAGAAGGUUGCAGUUGUUAUCUUGAAGACCAACAGAAGGCGAUUGGCUAGCAAUCCAGCCCCACCUUCAUCUGAGCAGUUUUGCAUAUUUUGGACUGUAAUAAACAGCUUUCCUUCGUCCUGCAAUCUGGUGAAAUGCAGUUUUUGAUCAUGGAGACUUGGGGGGGCCCUGGCAUAUUUCUUCUGCUAUGUGCUGCUUGCCUCUUCUUCCUCUCAGUCCGGAGGAAGGCGCCUGGCCGCCAGAGGCUCCCUCCAGGCCCCCAGCCCCUGCCCUGGGUGGGGAACAUCCUGCAGCUGGACACCAAGGACUUCCCCAGAUCUUUGGAGAAGCUCAGCCAGAGGUACGGGCCCAUCUUCACCAUCUACCUGGGCUCUCAACGGGUCGUGGUGCUCUAUGGGCACGAAGUGGCGCAGGAGGCCUUGCUGGCCCAGGGAGACUCCUUUGGGGCCAGAGGAAGCAACCCCAUUCUGGCUAAAACAGCCAAUGGAACAGGAAUUGGCUUCAGCAACGGGGAGACGUGGAGGCAGCUGCGGCAGUUUGCUGUUGCCACCUUGGGCAGCUUGGAGGUGGGGAAAAGGAGCUUUGAGGAGAGGAUCCAGGAGGAGGCGAGGUUCCUGGUGGAGAGACUCAGAAACACAAAUGCAAGGCCCUUCGACCCAUCUCGCUUCCUCAGCCAGGCAACUGCCAACAUCCUCUGCUCAGUUUCCUUUGGCAGUCGUUUUGACUAUGAAGACGAGGAGUUCCUGGGAUUCAUCCACCUGGUUCAAGAAAAUGCUCUUCUUCAGUCCAGCCCAAUGACAAAGCUGUACAAUAUUUUCCCGACAAUCCUGGAAUACUUCCCUGGAUCUCACAAGAAGAUAUUUAAAAAUACAGAGGAGUUAAAGCGUUUCAUCUUAAGGCGGGUGAAAAGACACCAGGAGACCACGAAGCCCAGCCAGCCUCAGGACUUCAUUGAUGCCUUUCUCGUCAAGAUGGAGCAGGAGAAGCAGAACAGUGGGUCAGUGUUUGAUCUUCAAGGUUUGGUGAGGAGCAUCUUAGACCUUUUCAUUGGAGGAGCAGAAUCCACCAGCCUCACCCUGAGUUACGCCCUCCUGACUCUCAUGAAGCACCCAGAGGUCAAAGAGAAAGUUCAUCAAGAAAUUGAUACUGUGAUUGGCUCAUCACGAAGUCCUUGCAUGGCGGAUCUGGGAAAGAUGCCCUACACAGAUGCUGUGAUCCAUGAGAUCCAUCGAACCCUGGCGCUUGUGCCACUGAAUCUGCCACAUGCAACCACAAAGGACACUCUCUUCAGGCAAUACUUCAUCCCCAAGGGCACCACAGUCUUCCCGGCUCUGAAGCCUUCGCUGCACGACAGCAGAGAAUUCCCCAACCCACUGCAGUUUGAUCCUGGGCAUUUCCUGGAUGAUAACGGAGGCCUGAAGGAGAGCAAAUUCUUCAUCCCACUUUCCGUAGGCCAGCGGGCCUGUAUUGGCAAGAAGCUGGUGGACAUGACCAUCUUUGUGGCCUUGACAUCCAUCCUGCAACACUUUGACCUGGUCCCUCUUGUGGCUCCUGAGGACCUCGAUGCCUCGCCAGCACCAGCAUUCCUGACAAUGGUCCCCAAAGCCUACCGGCUCCGCGUUGCCCCUCGCUGAAGGGUGGGAAGGUGGCCACCCACACGGCUGCCACAGCCAUGGCUCAGUGGCAUGCUCUGUUUUUAUUGUAAC
Molecule: messenger RNA, 2618 nt
Organism: Podarcis raffonei (Aeolian wall lizard)
Lineage: Eukaryota; Metazoa; Chordata; Lepidosauria; Squamata; Lacertidae
Product: cytochrome P450 2H2-like
Exons: 9
Coding region: 1047-2546 (499 amino acids)
Biological process (GO): xenobiotic metabolic process
Cellular component (GO): intracellular membrane-bounded organelle; cytoplasm
Molecular function (GO): oxidoreductase activity, acting on paired donors, with incorporation or reduction of molecular oxygen, reduced flavin or flavoprotein as one donor, and incorporation of one atom of oxygen; iron ion binding; heme binding
Source: RefSeq, a predicted model, not a curated record